Molecule: messenger RNA, 2383 nt
Organism: Aspergillus nomiae NRRL 13137
Lineage: Eukaryota; Fungi; Ascomycota; Eurotiomycetes; Eurotiales; Aspergillaceae
Exons: 8
Coding region: 1-1842 (613 amino acids)
Cellular component (GO): mitochondrion
Source: RefSeq, a predicted model, not a curated record
AUGACAACAAAUAACCAUUUCUUUGGCUACACGUCGGGUCGUUGGCUAUAUAAUGAGCAGCAACAAUUGGAAAAGCGAUAUGUUGAGUUUAAUGUCCCAAAUUUGCAGAAGACCGUUGGUCAAAUAGUCGGGAGUCAGUGUAUCCAAAUGACUAAAAUGCCUGAGGGGCUUUACAACAAAGUGUUCUCUUUGAAAAUGGAGAAUGGCAGGGAGGUUCUGGCGAGAAUUCCAAAUCCGAAUGCUGGCCAUCCCCGUUAUGUUGUGGCUAGUGAAGUUGCAACUCUCGAUUAUCUUCGCAACGUUCUCGAUAUCCCAGUCCCCAGAGUACUUUCGUGGAGCAACCCGUCACAGCAUAACCCAGUGGGUGCCGAGUAUAUACUGAUGGAAAGGGUGAAAGGGCGUCAGUUAAGUGAGGUCUGGGAUAACAUGUCGGAAGCUGAACGCUUUGGUCUGGUGAAGAGCUUGGUGGGAAUUGAGCAGAAACUGGCGAGUUCAAGGUUUGCUGUUCAUGGCAGCUUGUACUAUAAGGAUACAUACCCGCACAGCACGACCUUUGUUGACCCAGUUGAAGUGGAACGAGGGAAUCCGUCGAAUUUUGUUAUUGGCCCGAUAACUCAGCGUUCCUUUUGGGAAGAUGAAAAAGCAAGAGCUAGAUAUCGAUCGAGGCCCUUAUCCAGCGAUAUGUCUGUACCUUCGGCAACAACAUCACCGAAACGUAAUAUGCAUGCAGUCUACGCCGCGCCACUCUUCUUACAGGCAAAGUUUCCUUCAAUAUUUGAUUGCGACGAUCCAUAUCCAUGGGGUGCUGUUCAGCCUAAGUUACCAGAAGGGUUUGAUACUCUUUCACAACUAGAAAAGCAGGUAGCCGAAGACAAGCUUGAGAGGCUUAGAUUGAAAAAGUUCUACGAACUGGCUUCAAGAAAAUUCAACCCGACUCUCAUUAGAGCCAUGGAUACCAUGAGGAACGAUGAUGAUCCUACAUCCUUUAUAUUCCACAUUGUCGGGCGGUCCUCCCUAGACGGUCCAAUUCCACUCAAAGAACUUCUGAUACAGAUAUAUGAGAAAUGGGGCCGAAUAAUGGAGCGGAAGGGUUUAACGAUACCUUGUCCUAUCUCGUUCUCAGAUGACGAGAUCAGUAGAACUCGACAGCAGGUAAACGUAUGGGCAAAGGUAUAUGGUGACUUUGAAAGUCUGCGAACAAAGCUCGUUAGCGAUGAUGGCUGGGUCUCACAUGAGCUAUUUACGCUCGCCUACCUCCGCGCGGGCCAGGCUACGAAAUUCCCCGACCUGAGUGUUGCUCUGCUCUCAGUCCGAACAGCUGCAAACGCUCUCGCUCCUGAUAUCCACCUACCGAUCCUUUCUUGCGAUCUCACUCCCAAAUUACUGCUCUAUCCGACGAAACGAUUGCGUAGACCGAAGGAACUCGUCCAGCUCACAGUCAAAAUGGAUCUUUCUAAUAUCUUUCGACUUGUCAACAUCGCCGUUGGCGUGAUUAUGGUUUUGGGCGGUAUCUCCCAAUUCUUCCCUCCGUCCAUGAGCUCCAUCAUCGUUGGUGCAUAUGUGAUUAUCUUUGGUCUCCUUGUCGCUGGGCUGGAAUUCCUGCCCAACGUCCCGGAUUAUGUCUACCGCUAUGCUUCUUUCCUGUUCUCCUUCCUUGGCCGCGGUAUCUUCUAUAUCUUCGUUGGUUCGAUCCUGCUGCACGACCACGUGUUGCGCUACAUCGCUGGCUCUAUCGUCGGAUUCAUCGGCCUGGGUUACUUGGCCCUGGAGUUCAUCCCCUCGAUUGAACCCCCCUCGAACAUGCGCGAGAGCGACCAGGGCUGGGGUGCCGAGCAGGUUUAAAUGCGGCCGAUAAACGUUUGGUCCGGUGACGGGGCAGUAGCAUAGCGUACGGUUUAGAUCGGCUUACGCCGAUUGAUAUUCGCCAUGUAGCCCCACGGAUGCACGAAGCGCAAUGCACCGCGAAUAGAUAUGGAGUGGUGGAAGCAAGGAGAAAGAGGCGAAAAAAAGUUCUCUUUCUAGGUGAUGUGCGACGAUCGACGAGUGCGACGAAUAUCUAUGCGACGACUCAAUGGAUUCGCGAUCUGCAAAGAUAGUGAGAUAUACUUAUGCAGACGAGUUCGCCAUGUGGAUUAUGGCUAUUUGUCUGUCUGUGGGAGUGGAUUCAUGGAUAAUUUUUUUUUCUUUCUCAAGUCCGAUUUUGGACGGACAGAUUUAUACUUUGCUUUUCCUGUGCCCUGUGGACCUUGUACUAUAGGUGGUUUGUCGUAUUUCUUUCUGAUAUUUAAACUUUUGGAGACAUCAGAUAACUUGAUUGCGUGGCUCUGAGUAAGCUCUGGUCUUUUACCAUCGCGCUGUCUGCGUAAGACGCUGAUUUUUUCAA